AUGGUUAAUAACAAACCUGUGGAUGCACCCUGUAAAAAUGGCGUGGUAACAGCCCUAUGGAAAUUAUAUGCGAAACCAAAUGCCAGUGUUGAAAACAUAAGUGAUACUGUUGAAACAAUCAUGUUUGCUGGUAAUAAGUUUGUUGGUGUUAAGCUUGGUGGUAUUAAGUUUGGUGGUAUUAAGUUUGGUGGUAUUAAGUUUGGUGGUAUUAAGUUUGGUGGUAUUAAGUUUGGUGGUAUUAAUUUUGCUGGUAUUAAGUUUGGUGGUAUUAAUUUUGCUGGUAUUAAGUUUGGUGGUAUUAAGUUUGGUGGUAUUAAGUUUGGUGGUAUUAAGUUUGGUGGUAUUAAGUUUGCUAGUAUUAAGUUUGCUGGUAUUAAGUUUGGUGGUAUUAAGUUUGGUGGUAUUAAGUUUGCUAGUAUUAAGUUUGCUGGUAUUAAGUUUGGUGGUAUUAAGUUUGGUGGUAUUAAGUUUGGUGGUAUUAAUUUUGCUGGUAUUAAGUUUGGUGGUAUUAAUUUUGCUGGUAUUAAGUUUGGUGGUAUUAAGUUUGGUGGAAUUAAGUUUGGUGGUAUUAAGUUUGGUGGUAUUAAGUUUGGUGGAAUUAAGUUUGGUGGUAUUAAAUUUGGUGGUAUUAAGUUUGGUGGUAUUAAUUUUGCUGGUAUUAAGUUUGGUGGUAUUAAUUUUGCUGGUAUUAAGUUUGGUGGUAUUAAGUUUGGUGGUAUUAAGUUUGGUGGUAUUAAGUUUGGUGGUAUUAAUUUUGCUGGUAUUAAGUUUGGUGGUAUUAAUUUUGCUGGUAUUAAGUUUGCUAGUAUUAAGUUUGCUGGUAUUAAGUUUGGUGGUAUUAAGUUUGGUGGUAUUAAGUUUGGUGGUAUUAAUUUUGCUGGUAUUAAGUUUGGUGGUAUUAAUUUUGCUGGUAUUAAGUUUGGUGGUAUUAAUUUUGCUGGUAUUAAGUUUGGUGGUAUUAAGUUUGGUGGAAUUAAGUUUGCUGGUAUUAAGUUUGGUGGUAUUAAGUUUGGUGGUAUUUUAGAUAACAACUACCCCUCUUUCACUUUUUAUUGUUGUUGCCGCUCCCUUGCAGCUGUUCGUCCCUGUCUCUAA
Hydractinia symbiolongicarpus is the source of this 1095-nucleotide messenger RNA. Its product is annotated as ATP-dependent RNA helicase glh-2-like. The coding region runs from base 1 to 1095 and encodes 364 amino acids. The record is from RefSeq and is a predicted model, not a curated record. The transcript has 2 exons. Lineage: Eukaryota; Metazoa; Cnidaria; Hydrozoa; Anthoathecata; Hydractiniidae.